Gopherus evgoodei (Goodes thornscrub tortoise) is the source of this 832-nucleotide messenger RNA. Its product is annotated as tudor domain-containing protein 6-like. NCBI's taxonomy places the organism in Eukaryota, Metazoa, Chordata, Testudines, Testudinidae. The record is from RefSeq and is a predicted model, not a curated record. The transcript has a single exon. The annotation marks the transcript as partial.
AAGAAAGAGUGUGGUGCUGAUGUGUCAAAUCAGUGUGAACCUCUGCCUUUUGAUGAGAACAAUAAAGCUUCUAGUAUAACUGACACUAAAUCACUCUUCUGGAAGACUCCAGAGAUAGCUCAGACUGUAGAAACCUACGUUACUGUUGUAAAGGGCCCAGAAUACUUUUGGUGUCAGAUGGCUGACCCAGAAAUUAUCAACUACUUAGAAAAAAAACUCCAGGAAACUGGAGAACUUGAAAUAAGCAGUGUGGAUGAGUUCAGAUCUAGUAUUAGAAGUGGUGAUAUUUGCAUAGCAAAGUAUAGUGAAGAUGGAAAAUUUUACAGAGCAAAAGUUAGCAGCAUAAAAGAUAACAACCUAACUGUCAGACAUGUAGAUUAUGGAUCUGAGGAACUUGUUGGCAGAGAGAUGAUUAGACAAAUUCCUGAUCAGUUGCUUACAAUACCUAUGCAAGCUUUUCCAUGCUGUCUAUCUGGAUUUAAUUCCCCAGAGGGUUCAUGGAGUAAUGAAGCAGAAGACAAGUUCUAUGACAUGACUGCAGACUAUGUACUAGCGGUCACAGUAUUGGAAAUACAAAAGGAUAACUCUUCUGAAAUUCCCUUAUCUGCUGUUAAAGUGGAAUGUAAUGAAAAAAACAUCAAUGAGGAGAUGAAAUGUUUUUGGAAAUAUAACACUGACACAGGGACACCCAGAGCAUGCCUGCAGGAGGUCCACCAGAGCCGCAGGACCGGCAAGUGGCAGGGCACCCCCCGUGUGGCGAAAUUCUAGAGCCGGCCCUGUUUGGCGGCAGGGGGCCCUUCCAUUCCGGGACCCACCGCCGAAGUGCCCAGAA